Ambispora gerdemannii is the source of this 585-nucleotide messenger RNA. Lineage: Eukaryota; Fungi; Glomeromycota; Glomeromycetes; Archaeosporales; Ambisporaceae. The record is from the annotation of a GenBank genome assembly.
AUGUCUUCCAAAAACACUAAAACUACUCUAAACAAUGAACAACGAAUGGCUGUCAUCGCAUCUAAGGACCAAAAUCCUAAUUUCACCAAUCUUGAUCUUGUCGAUUGGGUAAAAAAAAGAUUUAACCUUGAUGUCCAUCCAAGCACCAUUAGCCGUCUAAUGAAACGGAAGGAAGACAUUGGGGUUAAUUUCUCCGCGAAAAGACAAAGAAGUGUUCAAUAUCCGGACAUAGAAAAUACAUUGCUCGAAUGGAUUCUACGAAGCCAAGACAAAAUAACAUUAACUGAUGCAAUUCUGGUAGAAAAAGCCAAGAAUUUUGCUCAAAUGUUAAAUAUAUCCGAUGACAAUAUCAAGUUCUCAAAUGGCUGGUUGUCCAAGUUCAAGAAAAGACAUAACCUUGCACAAAUAAAGAAGCAUGGAGAGGAUGCCUCUGCAGAUCACGCUAUUGCCACCGCCGCCAUUCCUCAAUUGAGAGAAGUGUUGAAGGAGUAUGAUUUGAGAGAUAUAUAUAACAUGGAUGAAACGGGUUUAUUUUACCGGUAUAAAUAUAAUUAUAUUAUACCGAAUAACAUCAAACUUUACUAA